Pteropus alecto (black flying fox) is the source of this 971-nucleotide messenger RNA. It is a transcript of the gene C4BPA, whose product is annotated as complement component 4 binding protein alpha. The transcript is spliced from 7 exons. The annotation marks the transcript as partial. The record is from RefSeq and is a predicted model, not a curated record. Lineage: Eukaryota; Metazoa; Chordata; Mammalia; Chiroptera; Pteropodidae. Gene Ontology annotation, biological process: negative regulation of complement activation, classical pathway.
GUACAAGGAGAAUGAAAAGUAGAGUAUUUGGAAGAGGAAGAAACAUCAAAGAAGAAAAGGAUCGGAGAAGCAACAGGUCAUGUACCCUCCAAGAGCUCCAAAUGGAGCCCUUGAUAGAAAGGGGAAAACGACAGCCUGGUCCUUCUCUAGAUUGUGGAGAGUCUCUGAUUCAACUCUGUUCCAAAUAACCUUGGUCACUGCUCUUUUGUCUACUGUUCUUGGUGAUUGUGGUCCCCCUCCCUAUUUAAACUUUGCUUCUCCAAUAAAUGAAUUCAAUGAGACAAACUUCAAAACUGGAACUUCUCUGAAAUACACCUGCCGCCCCGGCUACAUAAAGACCGGUUCAAGAAAUCAAUUUGUUACCUGUGACUCAAGAGGCACAUGGUACUACAGUGAUUUCUGCGUCAAGAGAUCAUGCAGCAACCCAGGAGAAUUACGUAAUGGGCAAGUGAUCAUUGAGAAAGAUCUUUCUUUUGGAUCACAUAUCGAAUUCAGCUGUUUAGAAGGGUAUAUCUUAAUGGGCUCAACCACUAGUUAUUGUGAAGUCCAAGAUAAAACAGUUGGCUGGAGUAAUUCUUUUCCAGAAUGUGUAAUUGCCAAUUGUGAGCCCCCUCCUGAUAUCAUCAACGGCAAGCGCAGUGGUGGAAAUGAAGAUAUCUACACAUAUGGCUCUUCUGUCACUUAUAGGUGUAACCCUGGCUUCUCAAUGUUAGGCAAAGCUUCCAUUUCUUGCAUGGUGGAGAACAAAACAAUAGGUGUCUGGAGUCCCAGCCCUCCUACUUGUAAAAAAGUCAUCUGUCCUCCACCAAAUGUUAAAUAUGGAAAGUUAGUCUCUGGAUUUGGACCCAUCUAUAAUUUCAAAGACUCCAUUGUAUUUGACUGCAAUAAAGGUUUUAUCCUCAAAGGCAGCAACAUAAUCCAUUGUGAAGCUGACAAUACCUGGAAUCCUCCUCCUCCCAUUUGUGAGCUCA